AUGGGGGUUUCCGGCUUGUUACAGCCGCACCCGGUAGCGGUGUCGUCGUUGGUCCACCUCCGCCGCUGUUCAUCCCCACGUUUAAACGUUCCUGGCCGGAGGCAUAUAAAGGGCCGUACCUCAGGCUUGGUGGUGUUGAUUAAUAAAGGGGAGGCGCCCUCAACUUCAACUCCCAGUUUCACUUGUACACCUACUCAAGUAGAAGCUGAAGCAGACAAUGACCAAGAUCCUCAGGACCUCGAAUAUGUCGCGCAAAUUAAAAGGGUUUUGGAGCUCCUUAGGAAAAACAGAGAUAUGUUCUUCAACGAGGUCAAGUUGACCAUAAUGAUAGAAGAUCCUAGAGAUGUGGAGCGGCGGCGUAUGCUGGGUAUUGAUGAUGAAGAUGCUCCUACGAGGGAUGACCUAGCCGAUGCUUUAGUACAAGUGAAUGAAGGUCAAAUUCCAGAAAAUCGAGCCGCUUUGCGUAUGCUGGCUGAGGAACUGCUUCAGUGGCCUAAUUUAGAGGUUGAAGCAACCAAGAAGAAACAACCUGGCAAAUCUUUAUACGCAAAAGUGACGGACACAGGUGUUGAUCCACAAGAGGCUGCCAAGAGGCUGAAUAUUGAUUGGGAUUCAGCUGCUGAGAUUGGUGAGGCCGAGACUGUUGAUGAUGUGGAGGUUCCCUCGGUUGUGGGAUAUGGAGCUCUUUACUUGGUUACAGCGUUCCCAGUCAUUAUAGUUGAAAGAGUUCCCCCCAAAUGUGUUACUAUGCCUCGUGAAACUCAUGCAUAUAAUAGGCCCCACGCGAGUUCAUUUAUGGAGAAGAAAGAUAGCGAGAAGCAGAUUUCAGUGGACCCAAUUUCUCUAGCCAUGAGAGAAAUAGAAUCAUCUCUAAGUAGGCAGACAACAAGCACGAAAGCUCACGCGAUUAGCUACAGCCUCACCAACUCACCUCGAAUUGGCUCUAUUUUCAUCGCAAAGCACAAGUCGAAAAGUAAAACUACUCAAAACCCUCAAUAUUUGGGCCGGCAACACUCGGUGGCUUUAACCAAUUUGGAGAGGCUACGAGAAACCCACAUGCGGAGGAGCAAGUCGUGCGGGGAAGGAAGGUCGUGCAGACCAUCUAUCGACUUUGAUCUCUGGUCCACCAACAAUCAACACCUAAUAAAGAUCCACCAUCAAACUCAUGAAAAAGAAGAAAGUGACGAGGAAGAAGAAGAAAGAGAGAAAGGUAGGGGAUCUGGCAAGUUCGUUUGUGGGGCGUGCCUCUUCAUUCCAGGCUUCGGUAAGGGAAAGGCAGUUAGAGCACAAAAGGAGGAGGUUACUGAGAGUGACAUUGUUUCCCAAAGAAUGUCCCUCGAGAAAUUCGAAUGCGGCUCUUGGAGAUCGUCGACACUCAUAAACUAUGUAGAGGGCCACGGAGAUGAUGAUCCCACGUCAAAUCUCUUUUUCGACCUUCCCAUUGAGUUGAUACGAUGCAGCAAUGUCAAUGACACAGAGUCCCCAGUCACCACCGGCUUUGUGUUUGAUGAUAAGGGUCAUCAUCAUCGUAAUCAUAAAGGGGUUCUCAAAAUUGGUAGAAAAAUCGACGAAUCACGUAAUUCCUCUCGUCGCCAUGUUCGUUUUUCUACCUCAUCUACUACAGCGUGUCCUGUUUCACCAACUUCUCCCAACCUCCGCAAAGCCAGAGAUGAGUUAAGUGCUUUCUUGGAAGCACAGAGCACAUGA
Striga hermonthica is the source of this 1707-nucleotide messenger RNA. Lineage: Eukaryota; Viridiplantae; Streptophyta; Magnoliopsida; Lamiales; Orobanchaceae. The record is from the annotation of a GenBank genome assembly.